This is a messenger RNA of Phycomyces blakesleeanus NRRL 1555(-), 900 nucleotides long. RefSeq lists its product as hypothetical. The record is from RefSeq and is a predicted model, not a curated record. Gene Ontology annotation, molecular function: oxidoreductase activity. NCBI's taxonomy places the organism in Eukaryota, Fungi, Mucoromycota, Mucoromycetes, Mucorales, Phycomycetaceae. Bases 1 to 900 code for a protein of 299 amino acids. The transcript is spliced from 3 exons.
AUGUCAACUCACGUAAAAGAUGUAUCCGAUAUCCCUGCUCAGGAUAGACAGAGCCAACCCGGUCUUCAGGCAGACAUGGAUCCCCACCCAAUUGCAUAUGAUCUUGUGGGUGGCGAUGGUCAUUUUGAGCCAUACAAGGCAGCAGGAAAGCUAAGUGGCAAAAAGGCCCUUAUUACUGGUGGUGAUUCUGGAAUUGGUCGCUCUGUCGCAUUUUUGUUUGCAAAGGAAGGCGUUGAUGGUCUCACCAUCUUUUACCACCCUAGUGAAGAAAAGGAUGCUGCGGACACAAAGCGUGACAUCGAAAAAGAGUCCAAGUGCAAGGUCAUCACAUUUGCACUUGAUAUCGGAAACGUAAAUGAAAUCAAAAAGGGAAUCGACACUCAUGUCAAGGCCUUUGGACACAUUGACAUUCUCGUCAACAAUGCUGCCGAACAGCAUGUGGUGGAGAAUAUUGUUGACAUUCCUGAAGAUCAGGUCGAGAGAACCUUCAAGACCAACAUCUUUGGUCAAAUCUUUACCACCAAGUAUGCUGUACCACACAUGAAGGAAGGAAGUUCAAUCAUCAACACAACCUCGGUAACUGCCUACCGUGGCUCGGCCAAGCUGAUUGACUAUUCAAGCACAAAGGGAUCCAUCGUUGCAUUUACUCGAUCGCUUUCACAGCAGCUUGCACCCAAGAUCCGAGUAAAUGGUGUUGCGCCAGGACCUAUCUGGACCCCAUUGAUCCCUGCUUCCUUUAGUCCUGAACAAAUGAGCGACUUUGGCAAGAAAGUACCCAUGAAGCGUGCCGGACAGCCUAGUGAAGUUGCUACCUGCUACGUAUUCUUAGCCGGUCCUGAUUCAAGCUACAUGACCGGUCAGGUCCUUCAUCCCAACGGCGGUGAGGUCAUCAACGGAUAA